Messenger RNA from Ylistrum balloti, 2985 nucleotides. Its product is annotated as leucine-rich repeat-containing protein 49-like. The record is from RefSeq and is a predicted model, not a curated record. NCBI's taxonomy places the organism in Eukaryota, Metazoa, Mollusca, Bivalvia, Pectinida, Pectinidae. The transcript has 20 exons. Bases 1 to 2550 code for a protein of 849 amino acids. Gene Ontology annotation, molecular function: protein binding.
AUGUUCAACAAACCCAGAAGCAGACUAGCGAUACCAAAAGAGACUAAUGUGUCUUCGUCCUACUCAACACUUGAAUCUCUUCAGAUCCUUCCUUCCAUCAGUAGUAAAACGUAUAACACUGCUGGCCGUGCCCUCGGCUCAACCAGAAAUCCAUUGGAAAGAAGCAGUGUUUACUCCCAGGAUCAGGAACAGAUCAUCUUUAGGCCGACACAAAUUAACUCCAAUGAUAAUGUGACCAUGAAGAGGUACAGCCAAGGUCCCCCAGACUUCACCCUGAACCACAUAGCAGAAAAAGUGCCGAUUCAUUAUAGAAGUAAUAAGAAACAGAUCGUGCCAGCAGCAGCCCUGGCCCACGAUCUUUCCACGCCAGAGUUGCAGGAUCUUGAAGAAAGUGGGCGUAGUUCCCGCUCUAGUGCUCACCUUUCUCCUAAGACUCUGAAAGCACCUGCUUUUUUACCAGGAAUGAGCAUGUAUGGCUAUGGCGACAGUAGACAGUCAGGGGGGGACAGAGUGAUAUUUGCUGAGAGUCCCUCAGCCCCUGGUAUACCAGUUGUUUAUAGGACGCCUGAUGAAAGGUCUUCCAAUCCAGACAGACUCAACCUCGACAGACGAAAACUAACAGUAUGUCCGAUACUGGAGGGCGAGGAGCAGCUGCGGCUGCUGAAUUACCAACACAACAUGAUCAGCAAGAUCCAGCAUCUCAGCUCCCUAAAGCGCCUCAUCUUCCUCGACCUGUAUGAUAAUCAGAUAGAGGAGAUAUCUGGGCUUAGUUCACUCAAAUCUCUACGGGUACUCAUGUUGGGCAAAAACAAAAUUAAAACAAUAGAAAAUUUAGAAACACUUUGUAAACUGGAUGUCCUGGAUUUACACGGCAAUCAGAUUGCUAUGAUUGAAAAUCUCAGCCAUCUGUCUGAGCUACGAGUACUGAACCUUGCUGGGAAUCAGAUUACCUUUGUGGACAAUUUGGCGGGGCUGGACUCUUUAGCAGAACUUAAUCUGCGUCGCAACAGGAUCAGGACAGUGGUGGAUGUGGACAAUCUACCCAGCCUCCAGCGACUCUUCCUCAGCUUCAAUGAUAUCUCAAGUUUCGAGGAUAUCGCAUGUCUUGGCGACUCCAACAGCCUGUCAGAGAUCACUCUCGAUGGCAACCCUAUCACCCAGGAACAAUACUACAAACAGAUCGUCCUCCGGCACAUGCAACAGCUCAAACAGCUUGACAUGAAGCGUGUGACGGAGGAGGAGCGACGGAUUGCACUGGUGAUGGCGAGAAAGGAGGAGGAGAAAAAACGGGAAGGAAGCAAGGCAGCAGUGUUGAAGAUACCUUAUUUGGAGAAGAAGAGAAUCGCCAUUAACAAUGCGAAAAGACAGUGGGAGGUGAUGCAGGGUACCAUGAUGAACAGAACGGGCAAGAUGGUAAAAAUGCCAGACAUCUAUGCCAACCACGUGGGAUCUGUCCCUAACUCGGAUCUCGUCCAACCCAUGACCUUCAGUGAGGAAAACCUUGACCUUGAAUCUGUACAUAGUGAGAAGUACAGUAGUAGAGGUGGUAGUCGACCUAGUAGUGCACAGAGUAGCAACAUCAACGAUGGCACGGAGGGCAACAAGGACCGGCCUCGCACUAGUACAAACAGUGCAAACAGUGUCAAGAAAGCAGACCCUCAGAAGUGUGGCCAACUCAAGGAGACAAUCAUAUUUGGGCAAGGGGACACAAACCAGGGUGGAGGAUUAAAUAACCUGGCUGACCUGGAAGGGGACACCCUGACUUUAUAUGGGACAAAGUCUCUUGAGGGGCUGGACAGGAAUUGGGGCAUGCAAGCUGCAGCUGCUAUUACUCACAUAUAUUUCAAGUUCAUAGAUUUCGAUGAGAUCGUAAAACAUCUUCACAAAGUACGGACACGUUUCCCUGGUGUACAGACAGUGACGUUUAGUGCCACAAAUAUAAGGACACUGUCACAGAUCAACGCCUUGUCAAAUAUUCGUCGCCUUGACAACCUGACGAUAGACUUGGAUGGGAACCCGGUCACAAAAUUUACAUUGUGGCGGAUGUAUGUUAUUUUCAGACUGGCCCAUUUUGCCCUCAAAAAAAUCAAUGAUAUCGAGGUGUCAGCCUCUGAUAUUGUGAAUGCAGAGAAGCUGUAUGGCCCGGUGUCACACAUCACAACGUCGCAGCUCCCUCAGUCAAGGCUGCUGUCUCUACUGGGGGAAACCAGGAGGAAGCAGCUCCUGGCUAUGAGCGAAGAAAAGUCCAAGAAAUUCUUGGAAGGAAAACUUGACAAAUCACAGGGCGAGUUUGUUGGAAGAUCAGGACUCCAUUACACUAGUCCUGAUUCCACUUCGUCUAAAUCAACGGAACAACAAGCCAAGAAAACAUUCGCCAGAUCUUAUAUAAACGAGAUAGUGAAAGAGACAGUGUUUGCUGAUAGAAAGAAGAAUGAACUACUCAAACUGUGGCCAUCAAUUUUCCAUGAAAUGAUUUAUUCUGCAGUAGCAGACAUGUCAGACAUUCAAGGAUAUGCAAAACGGUGUCUAGAGGAGAUAGAAAAAAGCUAGCUAGCAUUGGUCUUAGUAAUUAGUAUAUAUGACUACAAUAAAUUGCUUUUAUAUCCUUGUGAUGUUCACCAGUUGGUGAAGCUCAUUUUUGUUCUGCCUCUUUGUGAUUGGCUAAAAUUGCUCAUACCACAACUAUGGAGUCAUUGAUGUCUGCUUACAACAAGGGCAUGGUUGUUCAGAACAAUUCCUGUGAUUCAGAAAAAAUGUACUACCCUCAAUUUUUUCAAGGGUUUUGAUUGGGUGUUUGAUAUUCUGACAAGGUUGCUGAUUGGUAACAGAUCCUUUGACCAUGCGUCUUAGUUGAUUCAGGACUUCAGUGAGCAGCCUUGCUCAAGUCUACUUUGAGGCUUCAUACAUUCCAAGUGCUUUUCUGCUCAAGUCUUUUUAUUUAUUUUCUAUUAGAUUGUACAAUCUGAUAUGCCAGCUUAUCAAUGA